Molecule: messenger RNA, 1826 nt
Organism: Mangifera indica (mango)
Lineage: Eukaryota; Viridiplantae; Streptophyta; Magnoliopsida; Sapindales; Anacardiaceae
Product: protein IQ-domain 26-like
Exons: 3
Coding region: 432-1610 (392 amino acids)
Molecular function (GO): protein binding
Source: RefSeq, a predicted model, not a curated record
GUCAGAUUUUUCUUUUAAAAAUGUCCCUUAAGAACCCCCCAGAUGUUUACACAUUUUUUUAUAUUAAGAUCUUGAUUCCUUUUUGAUGGUUACAUUUCGCUCCAUACUGUUCUCAUCACUUCUCUUCUUGCAACGUGUAAAGAUUCCGCUGAUCUUUCAGUCUAUGAACUCCACUUGUUUCUGUUGAUUCAUUUUUUGAAACACAUUUUGUUUUGGUUUCUCUCACUUAGCUUUCUUUUAAACCCCGGCUCUUUAUUUCUCAAUGAACUCCACUUGUCCCAUUGUUUAAGUGCUUCACAUUUUUGUUGUUCCUUAAAAUUUUGUCACUUCAAACUCUAUCUGAAGAGAGGGAAUGAUGUUUCUUUAGCAUAUUUUAACGUUUUGUUUUGUUUCUCUUGUAAUCAAAUUCAUCUUUUUCAGUGGCAAUAAAUAUGGGGAAAGCUGCAAGGUGGCUAAAGGGCUUGCUGGGGAUGAAAAAAGAAAAGGAAAAAGACCAUGUAGAGAACUCAUUUUCAGAUUCAAAUUCAAGUUUCAGUGACAACAGCAAGAAGAAGAAAAGGUUCAGUUUUGGCAAGCCAUUGAAAGACACAAGUGUGAAUUCUCAGAUUCCUGCCAACAUUGCAGCUAAUAUUCCCUCAAGAGACAUGGCCUGGAUCAGGUCAUACAUUGCAGACUCAGAAAGUGAUCAGAACAAGCAUGCAAUCGCUGUGGCUGCAGCCACCGCAGCUGCCGCCGAUGCAGCGGUGGCAGCGGCGCAGGCCGCAGUGGCUGUUGUGAGGCUGACUAGUAAUGGUAACAGGACUCUUUUCGGUGGAGAGAAAGAGAAGUGGGCAGCUGUAAAAAUUCAGACUGUUUUUAGGGGGUAUUUGGCCCGGAAAGCGCUUAGAGCGUUGAAGGGAUUGGUGAAGAUACAGGCUCUUGUUCGAGGGUAUCUUGUUCGAAAACGGGCAACUGCAACACUUCACAGCAUGCAAGCCUUAAUCAGAGCUCAAACUGCAGUUAGAUCUCAGCGAGCUCGCCGUUCUUUUAAUAAAGAGAACAGGUUUCAACCAGAGUUUUUGCCACGAAAAUCCAUUGAAAGGUUUGAUGAAACAAGAAGUGAAAUGCAUAGUAAAAGAAUAUCUGGAUUAGAUGAAAAUCCUAAAAUAGUCGAAAUCGACACAUUCCAGCCAAGAUCAAGAUCUCAUCGCUACAACGCUGCUGCAUUAUCCGAGUGUGGUGAUGAUCUAUAUUUCCAAGCAGUGUCAUCACCUCUUCCAUGUCCAGUUCCAGCUCGAAUCUCAAUCCCCAAUUACCAAGAACAUCCAGAUUUUGAAUGGUCCUUCAUUGGCGACAAAUGCAGGUUCUCUACCACUGCACAUAACACCCCUCGUUUCGCAAACUCUGUUCGAUCAAGUGUUCCUCUAACUCCAUCCAACUUCCCAAAUUACAUGGCAAACACUCAAUCGUUCAAUGCAAAAUUGAGGUCCUAUAGUGCCCCAAAGCAAAGACCGGAACCGGGGCCAAAGAAGAGGCUUUCGCUGAAUGAAAUUAUGGCGUCAAGAAACAGCAUAUGCAGUGUGCAAAUGCAGAGGUCAUCCUGCAUUAAAGUUCAAGAAGGUUUGAACUAGGAAGUGACUGAUGAGAAAUUUCUAGUUUUGAUGUUAACGAGGAAAACAGGGAUAGAAUAAAAAAAUGCUUGUGUAAAUUCUUUCAAUAUUUCUUACUAAAUCAUUGCCUUUGUUUAAGUUGCUUGGUGGGCUCUCAAAGUAUGUAUAAGGUAUGAAACAAGCUAUAUUUUCCGUUUGUUAAUUUGAGCCUUUUUAAUAAGAAAAUCAACUUGAUGA